Molecule: messenger RNA, 1232 nt
Organism: Synchiropus splendidus (mandarinfish)
Lineage: Eukaryota; Metazoa; Chordata; Actinopteri; Syngnathiformes; Callionymidae
Gene: epdl1
Product: ependymin-like 1
Exons: 6
Coding region: 61-705 (214 amino acids)
Biological process (GO): cell-matrix adhesion
Cellular component (GO): extracellular region; lysosome
Molecular function (GO): calcium ion binding
Source: RefSeq, a predicted model, not a curated record
AUAAGGAAGUGGCUGCGCUCCUGACAGCAGCAGACACUUGCGAGCAGCAGUGUGGGAAGGAUGGAAGUGAAAGGACUCUUGGUGUUGCUGUGCGCUGUGGUGGGCGGCCUGGCCCUCAGGCCUCGACGUUGUUACAGCCCUCCGCUGCUGUCCGGGGCUAUCACCGUGGCCACUCAGAACGAGCAGGUCUGGACCUAUUCCCGGUACAUGUAUGACGCGCUCGGCGAGCGGAUCCGUCUGCAUGAGUUUGGAAUCUACCAAAAUGAGACGUUCACCCUGGACGUCCUGCUGCUCUACAGAGAGUCGGUCAUGUUUGAGAUUGACAGAAAGGCAAAGACCUGCAAGAAAAGACCGCUGCAAGUGGACUUCCAGCCCCUGGCCAUCCCCAAAAACGCCUCUUUUCUCGGGCAAGCCAUUGUAGGAAGUUCGUCUGGACCAGGACAGGGACUGCUGGUGAACACCUGGAUGGGGCAAUUGCCUAACAACGCAGGAAGGUACCUCACAACUGUGACCGAGUUUGGAUGCAUUCCAGUCACCACUUCUGCCCAGACACCUCAAUUUGGGUGGAUGGUGCUGAGUUACAUCAACAAUGUCAUCGGGAUUAUCGACCCGAACGAGCUGAACCCUCCAGCCUUCUGCAUGGGAGAUUCGGUUCAGGUGGAGGAGGAGCCGGGGCAUUUCUUCAGCGCGUUUCUCAGGAACUAAGACAAGAUUAGAAGAAUGUCUGAUCGGCUCUUAAUCUUCAUUGUAUCCUUCCAACUCUUUUUUUCAGAUGUGCAUUUUGCACUCCACAGUGAUUUUUGCUAUUGCACCGAUGCCAGGGUUACACAAGCAAAUGUACUGUAACUGUCCCAAUGCAGCUGCCUUGAGGUGUCCUGUCAUGUCCACCGUGAUUCUUUUGCUCGAUGAUGUUGAAGCCAAAUUUCUUCCAAAAAUCUCAAGAGAUAUUGCACAACAACCGAUGAAAUGUCAACAGAGGAGGAAGUGGAAUGGAUUCAUCCAUCAUGUGAGGAAGAAUGCAGCCGUAACACCUGUCGAUACCUACACUGGGAAGUGUGCAAUAUUGGGAAAUCAAUAAACGGACAGUGAGGAUAGAAUCCGACAUUUUGAUUGUAGUUGCACUUGCUACUUUUGCAAGUUUAAUGAUUGAAGUGGAUUAUAAAGGCAUUCAUAUGGUUUUUGCUGCCUGUUUAAUUACAGAAAUGUCCAAAUAAAGUCAUGUUUACUCACUG